Molecule: messenger RNA, 774 nt
Organism: Capsaspora owczarzaki ATCC 30864
Lineage: Eukaryota; Filasterea; Ministeriida; Capsasporidae
Exons: 2
Coding region: 1-774 (257 amino acids)
Molecular function (GO): oxidoreductase activity
Source: RefSeq, a predicted model, not a curated record
AUGACAGCCGCGACGGCCAAGUUUUACACGUCGGUGAUUCGCCCCGCCGUUGAGUGGCUUGCGGAUGCCACGCUGAUUCUGGCGCUGGCGUUCGCUCUGCUGAGCACACACGCAAUGCUUGCCAUGAUUGUCGCCUACGUCUUUGUCGUCAAUCCGUUUGUCGAUGGUCAGGGCGACGGUGGCGUUUCGCUGGACAAGUCAAACCCGCUCUUCCCCAACACUCAUCCGCUCUGCAUGGGCCUGGCGUUCGGCGUGUUCAUGCCCGAAGCGGCGCUCGUCUAUCGCUGGCUUCCCGCCUCACGGCCCGUGAAAAAGUACUUGCACAGCGCUUUGCACACGGCAGCCAUUGUUGCCUCGAGCAUUGGCUGGUAUGUCAGCUGGAACACGGACGAGAUGGUCGGGUUUGGCCAUUUCAAUCGCCUGCACUCGCACAUCGGGCUGAUCGCCUUGUUCCUGUUCUACUGCCAGUAUCUGGCAGGGUUUUUCGCGUUUCUCUUCCCCGGAGCCCCGCUCGAAGACCGUCCGCGAUACGCGCCAAACCACAAGUUCGCUGGCGUUCUUGUCAUCUCGAUCGGUGCCGUCGCGAUUUGCACGGGCGUGCUGUACAUCCAGACUGCCUAUGCCGAGCAAUUUGGCAUCACUGACACCAACCAGUACUUUACCAUCUACAUUGGUCUCAUUGCGCUGCUCACUGCCACUAUGGUUGCAAUUGGCGUUUCGCGUUCCACCGCCAAGCAAGCCGACACCAAUCUUUCCCUCCGACCUGGGCACUGA